Messenger RNA from Symbiodinium sp. CCMP2456, 1452 nucleotides. The record is from the annotation of a GenBank genome assembly. NCBI's taxonomy places the organism in Eukaryota, Dinophyceae, Suessiales, Symbiodiniaceae.
GUCGUUCGGAAAGUGAAGGAGGAGGGCUCUCUGGAGGCCAGGACUUUGCUGGACGGGCAUCCAGCGACAGGCCCUCUCAUGGGCUUGCUGCUCGAGGAGCUGCGUCGUUCGGCGUUCGUGGAAGUCGACCCCGGCACCCAGGACUUUCUGCGUCGGUUGUGGUCGGGUCUGCUCAACAGCAAGCUCGUCGAGGACGGGAACAAGGUCCAGCGAGAGGCGGAGCAGCGAAACGGCUCAAACAAGACGUUAGGUCGGGUCGAAGGCUGGCACGGCCUCUCACGAGCGAAGCUGCUCAAGUCGUACGGGCGGUCGGAGGUGCCGACCGUGGGCAUGGCGGAGCUUCCAGGGUCAUUCGCGGCAGAGGACUGGUUUGUUCGCCAAAAAAGGGUCCGGCACGAGGACAGCCAGUCGUCCACCGGAACGGCCGUUUCGUCCUCGCGGCUCAGCAGGGCGACCGAGGAAGAGGACAUCCUCGCGGGCCGAGCUGCUUUGGUGUGGCCAGCGACGUUGGAGCCGCUCGGCGACGGCAGCGAGAGGCUCGUCCUGCAGCCCGGCGUGUCGUCGCUCUGCUGGGUGCACACCUUCGACGAGAAUGUGGUCGUGCUGGACCUAGCGGCCACCUCGCCCCUGCGUUGCCAGUCUCUCGGCGAGAAGCGGGGCCUCGGAGUGGUCUUUCGAGUUCUGGCCAAACGACCCUUGCUGCAGCACCACGAGCACUACGGGUUUCCUGGCGUGUCCGAGGCCUCUCUGAGGAAGCUCGGAACGAGCAAAGGCUGGCUUGACGAGGCUACGGACACCGGGCACGACGAGGACGACCGACUGACGAUCGCCUGCCUCUUGUCGCUGGACCCGACCUUGACCAAGGAGGAGGUCACGGCUCGCUUGCUCAGCCGGAACGAGGCAUCGGUGUGGGGCGAAGGGGCUGGCGUGGACUUGGAAGACGUCGUGCGAGACACGAUGCUCGCGGCCGACCAAGACCAGGCCUUGAGGCAGCUCGCGGCAAGGAGGGCAACUCAGCAGUCUGCCGUGGACGUUCGGAAGCGUAGCAGCAAGACUUACGACCACGUCUGCAAAGGUCUUGCCUCCCGCCCGGCCUUCAAAGCAGGCCAGGCCGCCCGGAAAAAAAAGGAGAAGGCGGCCGAGAAGCAAGCCAAAGACAAGGCGGCCGCCAUCGCCAGACACUACGACGACGUCGACGAGAACGUCGACCUGGUGGUGAGGACGAGCCAGCCGUUCGCCGUUCGGGUCUACAGGGACGACCGGAACGGACGAUGGAAGCUGUCGUACUCGUCUUUCUGGGCCCAGGCUUCUCGCAGCGUUUCCUGGACGGCAGUGGGCAGCAAGCUGGCCGGGGCAGAGGCCGUUCGCCAAGGCUGGAAGUGGGCCGAGGUCUUCGAAGGCCUGGAAAUUUCGCCGGAGGCCAAGCGGAUCCUGAACAAGCUGGAGGCCUGA